Gamsiella multidivaricata is the source of this 324-nucleotide messenger RNA. RefSeq lists its product as uncharacterized. Gene Ontology annotation, molecular function: iron ion binding; heme binding; oxidoreductase activity, acting on paired donors, with incorporation or reduction of molecular oxygen. The transcript has 3 exons. The coding region runs from base 1 to 324 and encodes 107 amino acids. The record is from RefSeq and is a predicted model, not a curated record. Lineage: Eukaryota; Fungi; Mortierellomycota; Mortierellomycetes; Mortierellales; Mortierellaceae.
AUGCCUGUCCUUGGUCGUGUGAUCGUCGUCAACCUCCCCGAGUUCAUGGAACAUAUCCUUAAAACUAACUUGGGGAAUUAUGUGAAGGGCGACUUGUUCCGUUGGGCCCCACAAAUAUCCUCAAUCGUGGGCGCCUUCAAGUCGAGUGCGCAUGCGUUCUGCGAUGUCAUCGAACGACAUAUCAAUGCCAAUAUUCCCAUGGAUCUUCGAGCCCAGUUUUUGAAGCUUACUCUGGAUGUGUUUGGCAAAUUCACCUUUAGAAUCGAAUUCAAGACCCUGUCCCAAGCAGAAUCCAAUGAUUCAAAGAUACAUAUGACUUUUUAA